AGCAGGCUACCCUCAGUUUGGCGAGGGCCACGAGGGUGUCUGGUGGCGAGAGGGUGAGGGACUAGAGCCAUGCAACGCUGUGUGGCGUAGCGCGCAGUCGCAUUUGCGCGUCCAAAGUUUGUCCCUGAGCUCUAGUAUUUUAUUGAGUGGCGUAGUCAACUGAACAGUUUAGACAUUACUAGUUGCUGUGAGGUCAACGGAGAAACCCAGCGCCCACUUUGAGGCGGCCAUGCGGCUGAAAAUGCAGCAGCUGUCGCUGCUUCUGCUGCUCGUCGUGCAGCUGGCAGCCGCGCAGUACGAGUACGAGACGCUGGACGGUCCGUGCGCGGACUACCAGCCCGGCGAGGACGACCUGCAGGCCUUCGACUUCAUCAGGAAGUUCAGACUCGACGUCCUCGAGGCGAGCAGCCCGGGCGUUAAGAAGGUCCGGGGCUCCAGUGAACUGCAGACCGCCUACAGACUGCAUGCUGAGACUGACCUGCAGCUCGCCACUCGGGAUAUUUUCCCGCAAGGCUUGCCCCAGCAGUUCUCGCUGAUCAUCACCUACCGCACGCGCCGGCCCCCCACCACGCCCUGGGACGUCAUGCGCAUCACGGACAUCAGCGCCCGCCCGCAGUUCGCCAUCACCCUCAUCCCCCAGAGGGAGAGUGUCGAGCUCACGCUACCCUCGCUCACGGGUGGCGUGCAGACCCUCGUCUUCCAAGGGGUCGGGGCUCUGUUUGACCGUGAGUGGCACAAGCUUCACUUCGGCGUGUACCGGGACCGUGUGGUGCUGUACGUGGACUGCUACAGGGCGUCAGAGGAGUUCUUCUCAGAUCCUGUGGGACUCAUCGACGUCAACGGCCAGAUCUACAUCUCCAAGCAGGGCGCCUCGCUGCGCACCGUGCCUAUUGAACUGCAGUGGAUGGUGCUGAGCUGCGACCCCACGCGUCCUGAGCGCGAGACCUGCGAUGAGCUGCCGGCCCGAAGUUCCACCCAGACUGGGCCCGCCCAGUGUGAGGUCGUCUGUCCAAUCGGUCCACAGGGUCCCAAGGGUUUGGACGGACGGCGGGGCAAAAGGGGGAAGGAGGGCCCCAAGGGGGUACAAGGGGACCCUGGCUUUCCCGGGUUCCCGGGGCCACGAGGAAUAGCGGGACCGCUGGGCCAGAGUGGUCCACCUGGGCCCGCUGGGCCACCGGGACGCGCUGGCGAGCCCGGCAUCAUCGGCAGGACUGGCCCAGUUGGGCCCCAAGGCGUCGCUGGACAGCCUGGUAGCAUCGGCGCUGUGGGACCAAAGGGCGACAUAGGGCCAAGAGGACCCAUUGGGCCUGCAGGUCCAAUUGGCCCCAUUGGCCUGCCUGGUAUUAAAGGAGCCCCAGGCGACGCAGUGCUCGUUGAAGGCCCCACUGGGCCACAGGGUCCGCCUGGAUUACCGGGAAUUGUGGGACGUCCUGGAGCUGACGGCUUACCUGGGCGACCCGGCAAAAGUGGCGAGAUUGGACCCAGAGGCGAACCCGGGGUGGACGGACGGCGGGGCCCAGAGGGGCCCAAAGGCAAUCCAGGAGAAAGAGGCCUUCCCGGCCCCAGGGGAGAGUUGGGCCCAGUGGGCCCUGCGGGACGACCUGGCCCCCCAGGUGCGAUGGUCGACGGGGAGAUGGUACCUGGGCCCCCGGGCCCUCCAGGAACCAUUGGGCCACCAGGCCCAGCGGGCGAGCCGGGCCCAGUUGGGCCUGCCGGCCGAGCUGGAGAAGAUGGCCCCCCUGGGCCCCGUGGGGGCAAAGGGGACCGCGGACCUGCCGGCAAUCCUGGCGAGAAUGGGGAGCGCGGGGAGCCGGGACGCACGGGCCCCCCUGGGGAGGCUGGGGCCAAGGGACAGGCCGGAGUCCCAGGCAUUCCUGGCCUCAUCGGCAAACCAGGCAUUGUGGGCCUAUCGGGUCCAGAGGGCCCUAUUGGCGCACCCGGGCCCGCUGGGCCCAAAGGAGACCCUGGGUCAAGAGGCCCUCCUGGUUUAAACGGCGAGCCCGCCCCUCCCGGUGCACCUGGGCCCCAGGGGGCCACAGGAACUCCCGGGCCACGGGGUGAAGAAGGUCCCCCUGGUCCCGCAGGGCCCCCUGGGCCUCAAGGUGCUGCCGGUAAUCCUGGAAUGAUGGGAAUCGUUGGCCCCAAAGGGCAUCCGGGCCUCGCUGGUCUCAAGGGUGAGCGAGGAAAAGCGGGUCGAGAUGGAGAAGUUGGGCCCGCUGGGCCCCCGGGCCCUAUUGGGGCGCCAGGAGUACAAGGUCCCGCUGGUCUCAGAGGACGUGAUGGGAGCAAGGGGCCAGAGGGCCCGCCGGGCCCUCCUGGCAAUGUGGGACUCCCUGGCCCAAUGGGCCCGCCUGGCGUGGUGGGGCCAGCGGGUCCUCCGGGACUUCAAGGGUUCACCGGCAAGCCCGGAACCCCGGGCCAACCUGGACCCCCGGGGGAGCCUGGGCCCCCUGGCGUGGGGGGAGGGGAGCUCAUCGCUGGGGAACGACAUUAUGGCCUCCCUGGGGUCCAGGGCCCCAUGGGGCCCCCUGGCAUGCCCGGCGAGAGAGGCGCGGACGGCGAGCGUGGACCCGCGGGCAAACAAGGCAACCCCGGGCUCCCGGGCGCUCACGGGUCCACGGGCCUACCGGGGCCAGCGGGCCAACGUGGCCCCCCCGGCAACCCUGGCGUCGAUGGCACCCCCGGCCGCGAGUACACCGAGGCAGACCUGCGGGAGAUCUGCGCCUCCGUCCUGCGAUCCCAGCUAACUGAGAUUGCCAAGACCCUGCGUGGCCCACCGGGCCCACCGGGACAGGGACUGCGAGGACCUCCUGGCGAAGAGGGCGACCCUGGAGUGCCAGGUCUGGCCGGCAUUCCUGGUGAGGUUGGCCCCCGCGGGUACACGGGCCAUCCUGGGGCCACGGGCCCUCAGGGCUCACCCGGCCCACCAGGCCCAAGGGGAUACAAGGGCGAGCGCGGCGAGAUGGGCGAGGGCAGAGAAGGCCCACCUGGCCCCGCUGGGCCCCCAGGCCCCGAAGGCCCCAAGGGGACAGGGGAGCGAGGCCGCAUGGGUGACCGAGGGCCCCCGGGUCAGAUGGGCCGCCAGGGGGGACGGGGGUCUCCGGGGCCCCCGGGCCAGCCGGGCUACUGCGAGCACUGCAACGGAGCCCUGGCCUACUCCGCGGCCUCACAGGGCAACACCAAAGGGCCUUAGGGAUCUUCUUAGGGCGUUAGGAGUCAUUGAAGGGUUUUAGGGGUCUUCAAAUGGUUUUAAAGGCCUUUAAAGGGUCUUAAAGGCUUUUGAAGGGUCAUAGGGACCUUUAAAGGGUUUUAAGGGCCUUUGAAGGGUCUCAGGGGCCUCUAAAAGGUCUAAGGAGCGUUUUUAGGGUCUUAGGGCAUUUUAAGGGUCCUUGGGGGGCUUUCAAUGGUUUUAGGGGUACACCAAAGGGCAAUAGGGGACCACAAAAGGGCUAUAGCGUUCGUUAGAUGGUCUUGGAAGUGUCUAAAUGACCCAUCAAAUGGCGUAGACCAAAAGAGGCCUCAGUACCCCAUAAAAAACCGCUCAGCCGGUUGCCGGUGGUGAAUAAAUGGCCGAUUUUUAGCGGGCCAAAAAUGUUUUUAUGUCCAAAACAAAAUUGUAUUGGAAUUUGAUUAUUCAAGCUGUAUGACAAUUAACUUUUACGAAGAUGACUAGUAAUUCAUUUUUUCAUCUCAUUCACCGCUUGUCAUAAUCUAAUUUGCUCAAGUCAUAAUAAAUCUAAAUCAAAAUUCAAUCCUAUUAAACUUCAAUUAUUGAGAUAAAGCAAUUAAAGAUUUCUUCUUCUUUCUGGUCUAGUAAAAAAUAACAAGGCAAUUGUUUCAACAUGUCCUCAAAAUUUGUUAGUAAACAUUUCAUUCAAGACCUGCA
This is a messenger RNA of Hyalella azteca, 3886 nucleotides long. Its product is annotated as collagen alpha-1(I) chain. The transcript has 21 exons. Lineage: Eukaryota; Metazoa; Arthropoda; Malacostraca; Amphipoda; Hyalellidae. The record is from RefSeq and is a predicted model, not a curated record. Bases 230 to 3193 code for a protein of 987 amino acids.